CACCGGCCAUUCAGUAGGACCCCACAGAGCAGCCCUGCCUGCCGUAAUUCAGAGAGCCAGGGCUCCCUCAGUUCCUGUUUCCGCCGCAGACCUCUCUCUCCUCAGCCUUGUGGAGCGACCAGCCCCGGCGGACGCUGCGUCGGACCUCCUCCUCCGCAGCGCCCUGCUCGGAUGCCUCCGGAAGCCGGAGUGUCAUGUGAAGGAUGCCGCUUGAGUAAGACUCCCGUGGAGCUGGAGGGACACGGCACCGUGGUGUUGGAUAAACUUAUCAAGACGGAUCUUGGUGGAGGGUGAAGACACCAAUCACGAGUGUGCUGGCCAUGCUCUAGCACACCAGAAAGGCUGGCUUGACAGUGGAAAAACACCUAUUUGCCUUUUUAUUAAACACUCCAGCGUAACAGACACACCCACCUCCCUUUCUCCUCCCAUUCAUCAUCCUUGCAAAGAUGCCAAUGCCGGGGUUAGCGCUGUGGCAUUUGUGGUGACGGGGAAGAGUGUGCACACGCAUCCGGCAGGUGGGUCGGUGGCUGUACGAGCACACCACAAAGCUUUCUUGGGUUAGCGUGGCUGAACCAUGCGGCCCUGGGCGGGUUCAUGGCGUUGGAUUACCCUGGUGCUGUUGGCCUGGGGCACACUCCUCUUCUACAUCGGCGGUCACUUGGUGAGGGACAGCGACCAUCCGGAGCGGUCCAGCCGAGAGCUGUCCAAGAUCCUGGCCAAACUGGAACGGCUCAAGCAACAGAAUGAAGACCUGCGACGCAUGGCGGAAUCGCUCAGGAUACCGGAGGGUCAGGCAGACGCUGGGUCCUUGGCUGCAGGAAGGCUGCGCUCCUUGGAGGACCAGUUAACCAGAGCCAAACAGAAGAUACACAGCUUCCAGAAACUCACUGGAGAUGGCCCCGGGCCGAAUCAGGAGGAGCUGCGGAGAAGGGUGGAGAACGGCGUUAAAGAGUUCUGGUACUUUGUGCGCAGCGAGGUAAAGAAAUUGGCCAGCGUCGAUCCCACCGAGAGGCAGAAGUAUGCUGACACACUCCUGCAGGACCUGGGACACCAGGAGAGGUCCAUCAUGACAGACUUGUACUACCUCAGCCAGGCGGACGGAGUUGGCGAAUGGAGAACGAAGGAGGCUAAGGACCUGUCGGAUCUGGUCCAGAACAGAAUCACCUACCUACAGAACCCCCCAGACUGCAGUAAGGCGAGGAAGCUGGUGUGUAACAUUAAUAAGGGCUGUGGUUACGGCUGCCAGCUCCACCACGUCGUCUACUGCUUCAUGAUCGCCUACGGCACCCAGCGCACGCUCAUCCUGGAAUCUCACAACUGGCGCUACGCACCCGGAGGCUGGGAGACGGUUUUCCUGCCCGUCAGCAACACCUGCACCGACCGCUCAGGAGCCUCCACCGGACACUGGUCAGGGGAGGCUCACGAUAAGGACGUCCAGGUUGUGGAGUUGCCGAUAGUGGACAGCCUCCACCCUCGGCCCCCCUACCUGCCCUUAGCGAUACCGGAGGACCUGGCCCCGCGUCUGCACCGUCUGCACGGCGACCCGUCCGUCUGGUGGGUGUCCCAGUUCGUCAAGUACCUGGUGCGUCCUCAGUCAUGGCUCGAGAAGGAGAUCCAGCAAACCACUACCAAGCUGGGCUUCAAACAUCCCAUAAUUGGAGUCCAUGUGAGGAGGACAGAUAAGGUGGGGACGGAGGCGGCCUUCCACCCGAUUGAGGAGUACAUGAUGCACGUGGAAGAACAGUUCCAACAUCUGGCCAGGCGUGUCCAUGUCGACAAGAAACGGGUCUACCUGGCCACCGAUGAUCCCUCGCUGCUGCAGGAGGCAAAGACCAAGUAUCCGGAAUACGAGUUCAUCAGCGACAACUCUAUCUCGUGGUCUGCGGGUCUUCACAACCGCUACACUGAGAACUCCCUGAGAGGCGUCAUACUGGACAUCCACUUCCUGUCCCAGACCGACUUCCUGGUCUGCACCUUCUCCUCACAGGUUUGCCGCGUGGCCUACGAGAUCAUGCAAACAUUACAUCCGGACGCCUCUUCCUACUUCUACUCCCUCGAUGACAUCUACUACUUCGGAGGUCAGAACGCCCACAAUCAGAUCGCCGUCUACCCCCACCAGCCGCGCAACAGCGAGGACAUCCCGCUGGAGCCCGGCGACGUGAUCGGCGUCGCCGGCAACCACUGGGACGGAUACUCCAAAGGCAUCAACCGCAAACUGGGCCGCACGGGCCUCUACCCUUCGUACAAGGUGAAGGAGAAGAUCGAGAUGGUGAAGUACCCGCUGUACCCCGAGGCGGACAAACUGCUCAACUCUCAAAAGAAGUAAGAGGAUCAUGGUAAAAAAAAAAAGAGAGCGAGCAAGCGAGCGAGAAAGGAGACUCCUGUUCCAGGGAAGGAGGCUGCUUUUGUACAGAGGAGAGAGACGCACUAGUUGCGCUAAACUGAGAAGAAAAGAAAAGGCCUGUACCCAGGGGUGAUGGGAAUGAAAAUGCACUCUGCGUGUGGUUGUGUGUGAGCGCGCGUGCAUGUGUGUGCGUACGAGUGUGCUCUUGUUGUGUAAAUGCCCGUGCAUAUGUCAGGUCAUGGAAGACUUGCACCCUCCCACCGCUCCCCCCUCCCCCCUCCCCGCCUGACGUCGCAACAUCGGGCCCGUAGAGACGUAGACUUGAACAUUGAUUUAUAAAUAAAGCAAAGAAAAACAAUUAAAAUCUCCACAACUGACUGAGCUCUCCCUCCUGAAGCAGCACUGGGACUACUGUAAGACUGGCACGCUCCAGCGCCACCUUCAAAUCAAUGACUGAAAGGAAAAGGAAAAUAAAAAAAACUGGCAAAAAGUGUUUUGAUUUUUAUUUAAUUCCUUUCGGUGUUUUUGAUUCUAAUCUUGCCUUUUUUUUUUCCCUGUUCUUUUUUGUCCUGUUUUUUUAUUUCUGUUGCUGAAUGUACUGUACCCUCUUCUUCCUGCCAUGUCCACUCUUCCUCCGCUCACUUCAUUACUGUCCUUCCUUCAACUGUUCUUUUCAUGUGCAAUUAAUUUGACAAAACCAUAUUGUGCUUUUAUCAAGUGUUUUUAAAUGGUCUUAAUUUGUAUGUUUGGGACUUGUGCAUUGUAUACUGUACAGUGUGUGUGUGAGAUCGAGAGUGCCUGUGUGUGUGCGGUGCCAUGUCAGGAGUCGGUGCUUGGUUAUCGGUGCGCUGUGUGUGUAUUUUCUUCUUUUUUCUUUUCAUACCUGUGGCUUUUCCCACCUGGCUCUAUUGUCCGUGAGGCCGACGGGAGGCCGGCAGAGACGGUGGGGACCGUCCUCGCCCCCCCAGCACUUGGAACAAACGGCGCCGGUGACCAUUAGUGAACAAUGAGGAUGGUUGAGUCCGGUGCACGCGCUCACUGCAGAAGAAGCACUCCACUCGGAUAAUGUCCUCCUUUUGGCAUCUUUGCUGUCUUUUUGUCCAAUUUUGUCAUUUGUUUGAUUCCUGUUUUUUUCUUUUUUACUUUGCUGUUUUAAAAUAAAUGAGGUAAAUAUACCCAUGUUUGAGAGAAAAAAGAAAAAAAAGCCAUGUCAUAUCAAACUCAAACACCCAGUCAUCAUGAAGGGUUUUUUUUGGGGUUUGUUUGUUUUUUUCUGAACUUAUGUUCUUGGGCAUUGUCUUUGAUAACCACAGAUCAAAUAAACUUGAGAAACCAA
This is a messenger RNA of Cololabis saira (Pacific saury), 3680 nucleotides long. It is a transcript of the gene fut8b, whose product is annotated as fucosyltransferase 8b (alpha (1,6) fucosyltransferase). The record is from RefSeq and is a predicted model, not a curated record. Bases 575 to 2326 code for a protein of 583 amino acids. The transcript is spliced from 10 exons. NCBI's taxonomy places the organism in Eukaryota, Metazoa, Chordata, Actinopteri, Beloniformes, Belonidae. Gene Ontology annotation, cellular component: Golgi cisterna membrane. Gene Ontology annotation, molecular function: glycoprotein 6-alpha-L-fucosyltransferase activity; protein binding. Gene Ontology annotation, biological process: protein N-linked glycosylation.